Molecule: messenger RNA, 531 nt
Organism: Belonocnema kinseyi
Lineage: Eukaryota; Metazoa; Arthropoda; Insecta; Hymenoptera; Cynipidae
Exons: 3
Coding region: 29-418 (129 amino acids)
Source: RefSeq, a predicted model, not a curated record
UUGUAAAGUGCCCGAAAAAAUCAUAAACAUGAAGGUCAUUUUUUGCAUCAUUUUACUUGUUGCCCUCUGCGUGGAUGUUUCUCCACAUCCAUCACCCGAUAGUACGAAAGAUGAGGUAUCACUGGAUACAGAAGUAGAGGAGUAUGAUCAGCCAUCUCUUAUUUUAGAAUUAAUAGAUAUUAUUCAGGAAAUUUUUGAGAAAAUAGGACAGAAAUCUGAGGAUGGAGAGUGGCAAGCAUCAGGCAGUCAAUCUGAAGAUGGACACGCGGAAAUAUCAGAUAGUCAAUCUGAAGAUGGACAGAAAGAAGUAUCAGAUAGUCAAUCGGUUCCUGAACCUGAGCCCACAAAAAGGAAAGGAAGACGUCAAUCUUUGAAUUCCAGAAGAACUAAGUCAUCUGGUUCUAAUUCUCGGAACUGAUUCACAUAUUAUUUAAUAAUUAUUAUGGUGUGUUAUCAUCAAUUGGUAUCUAAAUAAAAUAUCAUGUUAUAUAAAAUUUUAAAAUGUUGUGUUAAAAUUGGAAAAGAAAUAAA